AUGGCCCUUUCCAUAAACUCUGCAGUGCUAGAGUAUGCCCGGUUUCAUGGAAUAGCAAGUAGCUAUACAGACGUGGAUCCCCUCGAGCAUCUACAAGAGAGCUGUGUCGCAAUUCCUGAUCUUCUCUCAAACUCCCUUUCCCAGUUCCGAGACCACCUUGACAAGGUGCACACAUCUCUCGAACAAAGCCUCCAUCAUGAGAAGCUAGACCUUAAGAAAGAAAGCGCACUUUUCCUUGCAUCCGCUCUUCGAAGGACCGAACCCACCGACAUCGAAAGUCACUGGGAGAGUAUCCUGCCGUCAUGGGAUCGUUACGAUAAGCUGAAAGUGGAGACACCAAUCUUUACCAAUGAUGAGGAAAAAGGUCUACCUGUUUGUGCAAGGCCUGUCUGUUACGGUCUCAACGAUUUCCAUCUCAGUCCAUUGGAGGACGAAAUCAGCGAUCGCGAUGUGGUUUUAGCGAGGGGCUUGGUACAUGGGAUAGACACCUCCGGUGAGAACAUCCGAGAGGAGAAGCUUGACUGUUCGAAGGGUGCAUUGCGUAUGAUACAGGAGGCUCGAAAGAGCUUUGAUCUUCGCUUUGAGGACCUCGAGGAUUUAUUG
Aspergillus aculeatinus CBS 121060 is the source of this 603-nucleotide messenger RNA. RefSeq lists its product as uncharacterized. The record is from RefSeq and is a predicted model, not a curated record. The annotation marks the transcript as partial. Lineage: Eukaryota; Fungi; Ascomycota; Eurotiomycetes; Eurotiales; Aspergillaceae. The transcript has a single exon.